CGGGAGUAGGAAGUGGCGUCAUCACUGGGCGCCCGGCAAAAGGCAUUGACCUAACGAGGGGAGAAGGAGGAUGCUAAGCCGGCUGCAGGAACUCCGCAAGGAGGAGGAAACGCUGCUGCGUCUGAAAGCGGCCUUGCACGACCAACUGAACCGCCUCAAGGUUGAAGAAAUGGCCCUCCAAUCCAUGAUAAGUUCUCACAGAGGGACUGAAACGCUGUCUUCUCGGACUGCGCCUGAACAGUCGUGUGAUAUGUCGGUGCAUGUCGACAAUGAAGCAUCAAUCAAUCAAACCACACUGAAGCUGAGUACAAGGACCCCUAUGGAGGAAGAGGAGGAGGAGGAGGAAGAGGAAGAAUCUGAUUCGUAAGGGGGACAAGAGCUUGGGUUAGUUUUACAAACUGAAUUUCUAAGUCACAGGCACUUGCCUUGGGCACUGGUGCUAUGUAAAAAAGUAUACACUGUGGACAGGAGAGACUCAUUUGGUAAAGUAUCUACCAUAUAAAUAUGAAAACGUGAGUUUGGAUCUCCAAAUCUAUGUAAUAAGCUUGGCAAAGUGUUACAUGCUUGUAACCUCAACACUGAGGAGAGGGAGCCUAAAGCUGUCUGGCCGGCCAGUGAGCUUCGGGUUCACCAAGAGAUCCUGUCUGAAAAAGAGAAAAACCAGUGAUGUUGGGCAUGGAGGUGUACACACCGUUAGUCCCAGAACUCGCUGGAAGGGUGUAGAAUAAUGCUAGUGUACAGCAAGCUACAAAUGUUUUUUUCCUGCUCUAAUAUAUGAAACAACUCAAGGUCAACUUCACCACUGGACAACUGGGAAAAAGUGGAUAAUACCUGGUCAUUAUCUAAAAGAUGUUUAGUAGAAAAUAAGGAGUUUUAGCAAGUUUUGGCAUAUACACUCCUGUAAUCCCAGGCUUUGAGAUUCUCUAGCAGAAGUGAUUACCCACUGUGAGGCCAGUCUGGAAUGUAAUAAAAACAAAAUACAAUGCAAGGUAAACACAAAGCAUGGGUUGAUCUCUAGAUCAUUAUGCUAUGAGAAAUAAACAGUCAUUCUAGCCUUCCUUUUUUCUGAAAAAGGCAAACACUAUACAAAUU
Messenger RNA from Microtus ochrogaster (prairie vole), 1092 nucleotides. RefSeq names its product small nuclear RNA activating complex polypeptide 5 (gene Snapc5). Gene Ontology annotation, cellular component: nucleus. The record is from RefSeq and is a predicted model, not a curated record. NCBI's taxonomy places the organism in Eukaryota, Metazoa, Chordata, Mammalia, Rodentia, Cricetidae. Gene Ontology annotation, biological process: transcription initiation at RNA polymerase III promoter; transcription by RNA polymerase II.